Molecule: messenger RNA, 1060 nt
Organism: Spodoptera frugiperda (fall armyworm)
Lineage: Eukaryota; Metazoa; Arthropoda; Insecta; Lepidoptera; Noctuidae
Exons: 2
Coding region: 518-958 (146 amino acids)
Source: RefSeq, a predicted model, not a curated record
AAUACGUGGUGGAACACUCCAUGUAGAAUUUCUUACUACUAACGCCAUCUAUUAAUCGUAUCCAACAACAUCAAUUUUUCAAAAAUAAUUGCACUGUAUUUAAUGCUAAGGCUUUGAGCAUUUCAUAUUAUGGUUACAGAAUGGCACCAAAUGUAGCAAAUGCCAUGGACUUUACCAUACAAAAUCGGCGUUUGGUAUUGCACCAAAGUGGCGUUGUUUCGAGUGUAAGAAGCAGAAAGCAAAACAGGUUCUACAGAACUACACUAUAGCAAAACAGAACCAAUGGUAAAUAAAAUAAUCCCAUGGUAACGAAAAAUAAUAACACGCGCAUUUGUAGUGGGGGCAACGUAUAAAAGCCAAGCGAGGUGCAAUAGUUGAUGCAUUCUUGUGUUGAGCUCUGAAGUGUAGACAUCAACUAAAAUAUUUACAAAACCUUAAGUUAUCCUGCUUUGACGUCGUUCAUCGAUUAUUAAAUUUCAUCUUUUUUAUUUAAAUCAUUGAUUGUGAGAUUAUUAAAAUGGAUUCUUUGUGCUUGUGUGAAAGUUCCCACAAACCUUCAGCCAGUCGCUACGACUUUGUAUACGAAUGGUGGAACAAACACCAAAUUUUCUUUAAUGAGCUCCCCAAUUCAAUCGUGUUGGAUGAAGAAGUUGACCAGAACGAAGUGGCGCCGGCGCUCGAACUAUAUGAAGAGGCGUCACUAUCAUAUAGUAAUUAUGGAUGGAACGAGUAUGGAGCGACGCUGGCGCAAUUUGGAGAGGAACCACUCCCGUACUGUUAUGGAGGUUGCGAGUACGGAGCGGCGUUCGCGGAGUGUGAGGUGACACCACUGCCUUUUUGCUAUGGACCAAUGAUGGAGUACUACGACCCAACUCCAUCGGAACAUGCAUGCGUAAUGUCCCAUUACGAUCCUGGACCGCUGCCCUAUUACGAACCUCCGCGCGCUAAUUCUAUAUAAGGAAUUUGUAUUGUAAUAUAAGUUACUUAGUUUGUAAAUAUAAUUGUAAUCAUUGUGCUACAUUUUUUUUAUAUUUUAGUUAAUAAACAGUUUAUAAUUAAA